GCGCCUGCUCGCCCCACCUGAGCUCAGGAGGGGCCAGAGCCGAGCGCGGGGCCCGCCUCCUGUCUCAGGAGCGCUCGCGCGAGCCAGCGGAGGAGGAGAGCGGGUGCCGGGCUUCUUCCCGCAGGAGUCCCCAGCAUGGUUGACUAUAUUGUGGAGUAUGAUUAUGAUGCUGUGCAUGAUGAUGAAUUAACUAUUCGAGUUGGGGAAAUCAUCAGAAAUGUGAAAAAACUACAGGAGGAAGGAUGGCUAGAAGGAGAACUAAAUGGGAGAAGGGGAAUGUUUCCUGAUAAUUUUGUUAAGGAAAUUAAACGAGACACAGAUUCCAAGGAUGACAAUUUGCCCAUCAAACGGGAAAGGCAUGGAAAUGUAGCAAGUCUUGUGCAACGAAUAAGUACCUAUGGACUUCCAGCCGGAGGAAUUCAGCCACAUCCACAAACCAAAAACAUCAAGAAGAUCUUCGGCGGACACAACGUCUUUAUAUGUGGUGCUGAGGAUCGAACCCCGGCCGCACACAUGCCAGAGACCAAGAAAAGGCAGUGUAAAGUUCUUUUUGAGUACAUUCCACAAAAUGAGGAUGAACUGGAGCUGAAAGUGGGAGAUAUUAUUGAUAUUAAUGAAGAGGUAGAAGAAGGUUGGUGGAGUGGAACCCUGAACAACAAGUUGGGACUGUUUCCCUCAAACUUUGUGAAAGAAUUUGAAGUGACAGAUGAUGGUGAAACUCAUGAAACUCAAGAGGAUUCAGAAACUGUUUUGCCUGGGCCUACCUCACCCUUACCCUCUCCAGGGAAUGGGAAUGAAACUGCAUCUGGAUCAAUUGCUCAGCCAAAGAAAAUUAGAGGAAUUGGAUUUGGAGAUAUUUUUAAAGAAGGCUCCGUGAAACUUAGGACAAGAAUAUCCAGUAGUGAAACAGAAGAGAAAAAAACAGAAAAGCCCUUAACCAUACAGUCAAUAGGAUCCAAAACAAGUGUGGAGAUAACAAAAACAGAAACUGAAGGUAAAAUUAAAGCUAAAGAAUACUGUAGAACAUUAUUUGCCUAUGAAGGUACCAAUGAAGACGAACUUUCUUUUAAAGAAGGGGAAAUAAUCCAUUUGAUAAGUAAGGAGACUGGAGAAGCUGGGUGGUGGAAGGGUGAACUUAAUGGUAAAGAAGGAGUAUUUCCAGACAAUUUUGCUGUUCAGAUAAAUGAACUGGAUAAGGACUUUCCAAAUAAAGUAAGGCUGAGCCAUGCAUCAAUGACUAAGAAACCAAAGAAACCACCACCUCCUGCUAAGGGUCCAGCUCCAAAGCCUGAUCUCUUAGCUACAGAGAAGAAGUUUUUUCCUAUGAAGCCAGAAGAAAAAGAUGAAAAAACACUGGAACAGAAACCUUCUAAACCAGCUGCUCCACAGGUCCCACCCAAGAAGCCUUCUCCACCCACCAAAGCCAAUAAUUUAUUAAGAUCUCCUGGAACAGUUUACCCAAAGCGACCUGAAAAACCAGUUCCCCCACCACCUCCUGUAGCCAAGAUCAAUGGAGAAGUUUCUACCGUUUCAUCAAAAUUUGAAACUGAGCCAGUAUCCAAACCAAAGCCCGAAUCCGAACAGUUACCACCUAGACCAAAAUCAGUGGACCUUGAUUCAUUUAUAGCAAGAAGUUCUAAAGAAACAGAUGUUGUAAAUUUUGAUGACAUAGCUUCCUCAGAAAACUUGUUACAUCUCACUGCAAAUAGACCGAAGAUGCCUGGAAGAAGACUGCCUGGUCGCUUCAAUGGUGGACAUUCUCCAACUCAAAGCCCAGAAAAAACUUCGAAGUUAUCAAAAGAAGAAGAUAGUGCCAACCUAAAGCCAUCUGAAUUUAAAAAGGAUACAUUCUACGUUCCAAAGCCAUCUGUCUACCUUUCAACACCUUCAAAUACUUCUAAAGCAAAUACAUCUGCCUUCCUAACUCCAUUAGAAAUAAAAUCUAAAGUAGAAACAGAUGAUGGCAAAAAAAAUUCCCUAGAUGAACUUCGCGCCCAGAUUAUUGAAUUGCUGUGUAGUGUAGAAGCACUGAAAAAGGAUCAUGGGAAAGAACUGGAAAAACUGAGAAAAGAUUUGGAAGAAGAGAAGGCCUUGAGAAGUAAUCUAGAGAUGGAAAUAGAGAAACUGAAAAAAGCUGUCCUGUCUUCUUGAAGUGUUCCAGGGAUUCAGAUGCAACAAUAUGAACUUCCAUCGACUUGUUACUUAAAAAUAACAAAUGUUGAUGUUGUGAUAAUGAAAUAUGAGUAUAUGAACUAUAUUAUCUAUUAAAAAGUUAGGGGGUGGGUGUUUUUUUAAUAUAUAUAUAUAUAUAUAUAUAUAUAUAUAUUUAGUUUUGCCAAUAUGAAAAAAAAAGAGGCCUUAUUUCUUACUGUGCUGGGAUUGCAAACAUUAUUUUUGUUUGUUUGCUUGAAAAUACUACUGAAUCUGUAUAAAAAGGAAAGAAAGUUCAUAAUUUUUUUAUUGAAACUUGUAGUAUUAUUUUUAAAGAGAUCUAUACUAUAAAUAUGGUGAUAUCUUUACAAGUAAUCUGUAAGAUAAACUAUUUGAGAGCGACAGAUUAGCUUUAUAGUAACUAUAGUCACUACUUUUCCCAUGAUACAUUAAGGGAUAUAAACUUUGUAAAUAUAUACAUAUUUUUACUUUUAGCUUCUUACCCAAGAUUACACUGUUGUGCCUGUUUGUCUGCAGUGCUGUUUUUAAUUUGGGUGAUGAAAUAGGAGUUUCCUAGCUAUAAAUCAGAUUACUCACCCAUGCAUACAGUAAUAACUAAUGAAAUAAUAAAAACAGUUUCAACUUUGAGUGUUUUAUAUUGCUUGCACUAUAGGAUUCAUAAAAGGAAUUUAGUUAAAAUGUAAUGGAUUGUUAAACAUGAGCUUUAUUAUAAGUUCAUUAGUUCUAAGGAAUCUAAAAACAUCAAUUUAAUCCUUUACUUGUGCCUAGAAACUACAGCACAUAUGAAAUAGUUAACACCAGCCUUAUUGCUGUACUUUCCUGCUUGUUUUACAGUCUCAAAAAUUUCAUUAUCUUUAGUUCUUCAUACUCUUCCCUCUGACUUUUAAUAAUGUAAUAUUAGGAAAACAAAAUCCAAAUCUUUUCAGAACCUCAUGUAAGGCUUCAUACUGGGACAAGUUGUCAUUAUGUAAAUACUCAGGUUUUACAGUAUAUAAUUUACAUAAUAGGCCAAACUAACUCCUGGAGAUAUUUUGGAAUGUUAUUUAGAUUAAAAGUUUAGAAAGGGUGUUAGUAUAUCAUAAAAUAUAAUAUUACAGCUUAUUUAAACCAAAUAUAGUUGAUCAUAUUGAAAACCAGAUUUUCACAGAAUAGGUGAAUCAGCAAUUUCUUCAGAGUCAUUUAUGAACAGUUGAACAUUUCAGAAUGUUAUAUUCUAUACAUAAUAUGUCUAAAAACUUAUAGGUUUAUUUAAAAUUUUGAAAUUUUUCAUUUGAAAAAAAAAAAAGGCAUCCAGCUGUACUAUAGGAAAUGAUUUUGAGUACCAAGUUAUCAUGCUUCCAUUUUUUUUUUUUUUUUUUUUUUUUUUUAAACCACCCAAUGUUUUUUCUUUACAUUUUUUUAAUCUCAAAAGUAUGGAAAUCUUGUGUAAAUGAAAUUCUUACUGUUUAAAAAAGAUAUAAAAAGAACUGAAGUAGAAAAUAAUAGAAAUGCCAAUACACAAUUACUUAAUAUUUAAGUCACAAUGUUUGGGCUUUGGAGGAAAUUUAAUUUUGCUUUUUGAGUGUGUACAUUUUAACUAUUUAAUGUCUUUGGGCUCUUCUAAUGAGAUCACUACUGAACAAAAUUGUUCCUUUUUGUUUUUAAAUGAUUAGUCAAAUGAAUGAUUGCCUUGUUAAAUAAAUUAUAUCAUCAAUUAAUGACAGUCUUUAGGUAAAAAUAAAAAUAUUGCAUCCUAGAUACCAUAUCUUCCAGCUUUCUCAUUGGAAGAUGUACUAAGUUAUCCCUACCUACCAUAACAAUGAGGUGAGAGAAGGUUCCAGCAGAUUUCAGGUUAUUCAUGAAGGUUUUUUGGUCAUUUUUCUGUAGUAUAUUUGACUUUCCUACUUCUCAGAAUAUAAAACUCAUUGAAGUUCUCUCUGCUUUUCUACCCUUGACAAAAUGUAAGGAAAACCAAGCAAGCUUGAAAUUAAGGGGGAAACGAUUCCUUUAUCAUAGUUUACCAGUAUUUGCUCUUGAUAUGAAGACUUUCCUAAAUUUCAUGUCACAAAAUGGUAUGUAAUAGUAAUAGCUUUUAUUGGAGGUGAAACAUUAGUUCCCACCCUCCACUCCCUAUUUGUGAGUAUAAAUGACAGAAAAGAUGAGUCUGUUGUUGCCAAAUUAUUAGUGAAUGUAUAGUUCAGGUUUGCUAUGCUUUGAAACACAUAAUACUAAUUUUCUAAUUGUAUCCAAUGUUACUUUUUUGUGUUGUGACCACUAAGCUUCUGUCUUAUAAGCUGUUACCUCUACAGAAUUUUAUAGAACUUUACUGAAAAGUCUAAAGAUGCAGAGAGAGAAUGGGUCUUGUGGAACCAGAGGAUCCCUUUUUUUUUUUUUUCUUUUUAAAAUUAGCUCCUUACUGUGAUUACAGGGGGGAAAAAAUUCAAGUGCUCUGUAAGUUUUUUGGUAAAUUUUUUAUGCUUGCAUUUAAACUUGAAAUGUAUGAGCAGAAUGAGACAAUCAGUUAAAAUCCAAAAUGAGAAGUGUUAUAAUUGAAUGGCCUUGUUUUGCUGUAGCAAUAAAAUGACCAAGUGCAAUGACUUAAUAAAAUCAUCUUUUUAAAGUUGCUGCUAUGAAUAUUUUUAGCUAUAAAAUUUUAUCCUUGUUUUAGCCUGACUUGCCUUCAAUAACUAUUAUGUAAUGUGGUUGCUGUUGUAAUCUAACAUUCCAAAACACACACAUACAACACACACACACACACACAAACACACACACACACGAGGAAUCUCAGAAUAGUAUAUUUACUGACUUGUUUACAAGUGUUGUAAAAAAAAAAGGAUGCUUUUUCCUCAAAAUAAAACUCAAUAAUAAAAGAAUCGUAUCGCUA
Molecule: messenger RNA, 5035 nt
Organism: Marmota monax (woodchuck)
Lineage: Eukaryota; Metazoa; Chordata; Mammalia; Rodentia; Sciuridae
Gene: Cd2ap
Product: CD2 associated protein
Exons: 20
Coding region: 136-2151 (671 amino acids)
Cellular component (GO): vesicle; cytoplasm; cell leading edge
Molecular function (GO): protein binding
Source: RefSeq, a predicted model, not a curated record